This is a messenger RNA of Macadamia integrifolia, 713 nucleotides long. RefSeq names its product LOB domain-containing protein 21-like. The transcript has a single exon. Bases 54 to 560 code for a protein of 168 amino acids. NCBI's taxonomy places the organism in Eukaryota, Viridiplantae, Streptophyta, Magnoliopsida, Proteales, Proteaceae. The record is from RefSeq and is a predicted model, not a curated record.
GUGGUGGUGACCGCUAAGAGGUAGGAAGAAAAGGACAGGAGAGGUGAGAGCAUAUGAAUAUGAAGGGUGAGUUGAGAUCAAGCUCUUCAUGCGCAGCCUGCAAGUUCCUAAAGAGGAAAUGUAGUCCGACUUGUAUCUUCGCUCCCUACUUCAGGGCCGACGAGUCACGUAAGUUUGCCAGAGUCCACAAGGUGUUUGGAGCCAGCAACGUUAGCAAAAUCCUCGCAGAGGUGCCGGAGUUGCAGCGUGCCGACACCGUAAAUUCCUUGGCAUACGAAGCAGAAUUGAGGCUUAGAGACCCUGUCUACGGUUGCAUUGGUGCCAUUGCUAUCUUACAAAACCAAAUGCUUCAGCUCCAACACGACCUCGCCAUUGCUAGAGCUCGUCUUGCCCUCUACACUCACUAUCUUCCUCCUCCUCUUCCACUUCCUCCUCCACCAGAUCCUCUCCCGGAUUAUCUAAUGCUUGAUCAGGAGACCACAACUGAUAGCAGAGUUCGUUUUGAUCGGAAUUCUUCCUCGGAAUUUCAAUGCCAUGGUCCUCUUCAUCUUCUUCAAUGACCACCUCAUUAGUUAUUUACUCUCUCUCUCUCUCUCUCUCUCUCUCUCUCUCUCGCGCUCACAUUGUUUGGGUUAAUGGGCUUAUCCCUUGUUCAUCAAAGAUCAAUUCUGUGAAAUUGAAGGGAUAUUUAAAUUUAAAGAAAAAUUCUUGCA